AUGACACCUCCACACACCGGUCGAGAAUUAUCCUUGAAGGUGUUGGAAAUGUUAAGUGAUUGGGGUAUAGAGAACAAUGUUUUUUCCAUCACUUUGGACAAUGCCUCUGCAAAUGAUAGCAUGCAAAGAUUCUUGAAAGAACACUUAGAAUUAAUAAAUAGCUUGUUAUUUAAGGGAAAUUUGUUUCAUAUUCGUUGUUGUGCGCAUAUUUUGAAUCUCAUUGUUCAAGAUGGAUUGAAGGUAGUUAGUGAUGCAUUGUAUAAAAUUAGACAAAGUGUUGCUUAUGUAAAGGUAACCGAAAGUAGAAGACUACAAUUUCAUGAAUGUGUUAGUAAUGUUGGUGAGAUCGAAACUACAAUUGGAUUAAGAUCUGAUUGUGUUACUAGAUGGAACUCCACUUUUAUAAUGCUCAAAAGUGCGAUCAAUUAUCGUCGUGCCUUUUAUAGCUUGAGUUUGCGAGAUUCAAAUUUCAAGUGUUGUCCUUCAAGUGAAGAGUGGGCAAGAUCCGAAAUAAUGUCUGAUCUUUUGAAGCUAUUCUACAACAUUACUAACUUGAUCUUCGGAUCUUCUUAUCCUCCUUCUAAUUUGUACUUUGAAGAAAUAUGGAGGAUUGAGUGUCUUUUGAAUUCUAUUUGA
Molecule: messenger RNA, 636 nt
Organism: Vicia villosa (hairy vetch)
Lineage: Eukaryota; Viridiplantae; Streptophyta; Magnoliopsida; Fabales; Fabaceae
Product: zinc finger BED domain-containing protein RICESLEEPER 2-like
Exons: 1
Coding region: 1-636 (211 amino acids)
Source: RefSeq, a predicted model, not a curated record